Dioscorea cayenensis subsp. rotundata (Guinea yam) is the source of this 1310-nucleotide messenger RNA. RefSeq names its product peroxisomal membrane protein 13. Lineage: Eukaryota; Viridiplantae; Streptophyta; Magnoliopsida; Dioscoreales; Dioscoreaceae. The record is from RefSeq and is a predicted model, not a curated record. Bases 159 to 1034 code for a protein of 291 amino acids. Gene Ontology annotation, biological process: protein import into peroxisome matrix, docking. The transcript is spliced from 5 exons. Gene Ontology annotation, cellular component: peroxisomal membrane; peroxisomal importomer complex; peroxisome.
ACGAGAUUUCCUCGCUGUUUGUUCUCUCUCGCUCUGUAUCCCUAUCCCUAUCUCUAUCUCUAUCUCUAUAUCUCUUCGACUUCCCAAUAAGCAUCGAAUUGCUGCCUGGGAGCUGGAGGAAGGUGCGGCCGGGGUGAUCCAUCUCGGGACGGAUCGUCAUGGCCUCUGACAAUCAAGGUGUUUCACCACCUCCUAAACCUUGGGAGCGGGCAGGGAGCUCAUCUGGUCCUGCGCCUUUCAAGCCACCAUCAUCUGGAAGCACAAGUGAUGUUGUUGAGGCGUCUGGGACUGCAAAACCUGGGGAAAUUGUUUCUAACGUGGAGGGAAAUGCUUCUAGAAACACUCUUGGUAGACCUGUACCUCCAAGACCAUGGGAACAGAAUUAUGGGAGUAAUUAUGGAGGCUAUGGUACAGGCUAUGGUACCGUAAACAAUGCAGGUUACCGCCCAGGGAUGUACAGUUCAUAUGGUGGGUUUGGAGGGCCUAGUGGUGGAUAUGGCUAUGGCAAUAGCAUGUACAAUGGAUAUAGGGGUUCUGGUAUGUAUGGAGGCAUGUAUAACAGUGGGUAUGGUGGCACAAUGGGUUCUUAUGGCACAAUGGGUUCUUAUGGUAUGGGCAUGGGCACGGGCACGGGCAUGGGUAUGGGCAUGGGUGGUCCAUAUGGCAAUCAGGAUCCAAAUAACCCGUUUGGUCCUCCAUCAGCACCUCCCAGCUUCUGGAUGUCCUUUCUUCGUGUGAUGUCUGGUGUGGUGGAAUUCUUUGGCCGAGUAUCCGUUCUUGUUGAUCAGAAUACUCAUGCAUUUCACAUGUUCAUGACAGCCAUGCUAGAGCUCUUUGACCGGUCUGGGUUGCUGUAUGGUGAGCUAGUAAGGUUUGUCCUGAGGCUACUGGGCUUCAUGACAAGGCGCAAGAAAAACAACAAAGUUGGAGCCAGAGAUGCUCCUGGCCUCCCUGCUGCCCCGGAGAAGAAAUACAUUGAAGGCCGGAAAGACGCAAACGUUUCAUGGGAUGGAGUCUGGAGUGAUGGCAACUAAAACAACCAUCUGAAGAAGAUUGGGAAGUUUAAUGAUGGUAAUACAUGUCCAUGCACAUGAUAUUGUGGUUUCAAGGAUGGUUCACUGGAGAGGGUCAAGGAUCCUAGAAAUGAUCCAGUUUAAUCAUAAAUUACGAGUUAUGACACCAAAUGUUGUCAAACAAUUAAACUUUGUAAAUGUUGUCGUUGGUCCGUGUUGCUUUCUGCGUAUAAAACCAUUUUCAAUUUGCUCUAGAAAGAGUCAAGCAAAUACUUAGUUAUUAUAUAUUGUUUCAUU